Molecule: messenger RNA, 660 nt
Organism: Strongylus vulgaris
Lineage: Eukaryota; Metazoa; Nematoda; Chromadorea; Rhabditida; Strongylidae
Source: the annotation of a GenBank genome assembly
AUGGUAACCAUUGCAGGUAUGACCUUAUUGCAGUUGGCCAUAGUGCUUGGCGCUGUGGUAGGAGGCAACUCGAUUGCAUUUCAACCUGAAUGCAGCCUCCCGACGCCACAGAAAAAUGAGAGUUUGCCUGUUUUCAAGAUCCUACCGUCUUACAAGAUAUCUGGCGAAAUCACAGACUGGACGAAUAAAACUGUGGCAUCAAUAACGGAACUAACAAAGACCGAUCGAAUAGCGACAGUUAUUUCGGAUCGUCAAUCAACACUGCACUGGAUAUUCAUGAGUCCCGAUCAGAGGUUCCUUCACAAUAUAACGUCAGGAAAAUGUGCCGCCUUUCCGUCCCCUCCUCUGUCUACUUACAGUCAACUCUCUUUAAUUUCUAAAGAUCUUUCAUCAUUGUCUACGCUGAUCUCAGGAUUGGUGGAUUUUUCCAAGAGUUCUCAGGGAGAAUUUCGUGACAAUCGUGUUAUUGCUGGUGUCGAAGGAGUGCGUUGGGUAGCAUGUGUGAAUGGAACUAAUGGGACAUCCAAUCUCCAAGUGGAAUUCAUCAUGAAUCAGGUCAUAUUUGCUGGUGAUAGUGAUCAAUCAUUGAAACCGCCUUCUCCUGCGUUCAGUAAUCCAUUGUUGCUCUUCGUGCGAGUUGCCGAGUUCGGGAAUUUUUCG